AACAAAAUGAAGCGACAGAAUGUGCGUACAUUGUCUUUGGUCGUUUGUACGUUCACGUAUUUACUGGUUGGAGCUGCGGUGUUCGACGCUCUGGAAUCCGAAACCGAAAGGAAAAGAUGGAAUCAUCUAUUAGGUAAUAAUAAUUAUUCAAAGGUCCAUAUAAAAAAAUAAAAUUACAGGUAAGUCUUUAUAUAUUGAAUUACAUAUUAUAGAAUACACUUAGGUAUCUUUUUUUUAUUUUAGAGAGAAAAAAAACACAGCAAAUUGAUUGCGUAUUAAAAAAAGAAGAAAUUCACAAUUUUCCUUAUUAUAAGUAUGAUUAAUUGAAUAUUGUGUUAGAAUGUGUUAUUGCCCUGUGUGGAUCUGAAACGUGGUCUUUGAGAAAAUCCAAAGAACAAUAAACGGGGAUGAAGCUUGAGAAAAGGUGAUCGGGAAAAUUGAUGGGACAUGAAUGGAGGUGAAUGGAGGAAAUUAUACAACAAGGAACUUAAAAACCUAUUUUAACUGCCAGAUAUAGUAUAAAAGAAAUUAACAAACAGUUUUUUUUAGCCAUGCUUUUCUUAAAAAUUAAAAAAAUAACUUUUUAGAAAAAAAAGAAAAUAAACAUCAGUGUAAAGCGAAUAUAUUUCUUUCAGAAUCUAAAUUACAUUGGUUUUUGGUUAUUUAUACUGGAAAGGAAUACAUAUUGUGAAUUUUUUUUUUUCGACGCGUGAUCGUGUUGUGUUUUUAACCGCAAAUAUAUUUUUAAUUCAUGGUAAAUUUUUAGAACUUAAAGCGGCGUUGGUGAGAAAAUACGACAUAUCUGAAGCCGAUUACCGGAUGAUGGAGGUAGCCAUUAUCGAGAACAAACCGCACAAAGCGGGACCACAGUGGAAGUUCGCCGGGGCGUUCUAUUUUUCUACAGUCGUUUUAGCUAUGAUCGGUAAACGAAUAAAACUCGUAUUAUUAUGAAACAGACCGGAUUUUUGUGCAGCAAACAAACACAGAAAACGUACGAUUGAAAAGUCGAAACGUGCAAAAUCGUGGUGCAAAAUUAAUAUGUAUAUAUAUAUAUAUAUAUAUAUAUAUAUGUAUAUUAUUAGUGCUGGUAAAUUCUUCUAAUCCAAAGGCAACAGCGGAAGUUUUUUUAAUUUUAAUGAUAAAUCAAAUUAUGGAAACCCGUGUGUUAUUAGAAAUCGGAUGUACUAGUGACAAUAUUUUUUUCAGUGUAUACUAAUGAGUUUUUAUGGUGGGUAAGGGGGGAGAGGAGUUGUUAAAAUUAAUUACAAUUUAAAAAAUUUAAAAAAAAAAAAAAAAAAUGUAUGUACUUUUCAUCAUGAGUGUGCUACUGUUGUAGAUAGGAAGUUUGAAGGGUGUAAGAAAAUGUAUGAAACCAUUUAAAAUUUAUACUUGUAUGCAACGAAAAAUUAUUGUUAAACAAAAAACUAAUUGAAGUUUGGUAAAACAUAUUUUGAUAAUUUUCGUGUAAAUUAUAAUAAUUGAUAAGUAACUAUGCCCAUAAAAUAAAUCACAAUUAACCGUGUUUUCGUAAUUUAUGGAACCAAACAAGUUUUAUUCGCAUAAAUUCGAAAAAUAGUACGUGAAAUGUCAUGAUUUUUAUGAUAUACAUUCAAAUUUGAACUCUGAACGCAAUAUUAACAGCUUACAAAAAAUCUUGUAUCAUAUUUUUAUGCGUUUUCGAAAUCGAAAAUAAUAGAAACCGUUUUUACGUAAACCCUCUCGUUUUUCCUCAAUUAUCAAGAAAAAUAUAAUGUUCCCCCAACACAUUAACAAAAAUAAUUUGAUACCAACAAUUGUCUUUGAAAUUGAUAAUCGGAGCAAAAUUCCUGGUAGUAAAGUUGCUUACAGACACAAUAAAUCCGCGAAAAAGUAAAUUUCUCGCCUUAAGCGAUUAGAUACUUAUGUUUAAACGUUUAUGUAUUAUAACAAAUUAGUAAUAUAUUUUAUAUUUUUCGAAUUUUAAAAAAUAACCGAUUUCGGAUAGCAUCUUCUGUCCCCGGAUAGUUUCGCUCAUGAGUGUAUAGGUACCUCACGAUUUAUAGUUAUAAUUGUUUAAAUUAUUUAGUAUUGAUGUUUAAUUUAUUCGUAUAUUUUACGUGUGUGGUAAACGUGAACUAUUCAAAUUCUAAAAAAUUCUAAUUAAUUUCUCUCUCUUAAUAAUUAUGUUAACUAUCUAACUUACGUUAUUUAAAUAUUAAACAAAUAUAUUAACGUUUUAACACAGAGUUAUAGAGAUGUAGAGUUAUGACUUUGUGAGUAUUUAAUAUUUCACUCGAAAUUUCACACUGUUUAAAAUAUUUCAGUGAAAUACUGAAAAAUAUUUUUUUUUUUUCGAAUAAAUAUUUGUUUAUUUUAGUAUUACAAUUUUAUAAAAAUUGUAAUACUGACUAAAAUUAUCUUUAUAAUAUUGGAUUCACAUUAAAUUUUGAAUAUAAUAUCGUUUAUUCGAAUUGGCCUUGAGUAGUAAUAAAUAAAUAGCUAUAUUGUCCAAAAUGAAUACUGAUUAAACUUUUGGUAAAGACUAUUGUUAACCGUAUUGUUUUCAAUUUAUCUUUAGAAAUUUUUAAAAAACUACGAGCAGGACCAUUUAGUGUUUAAAUUAGAUGUCUACUAUUAGAGUUUUAUGUUUUAAUUUGAAAUUCUAUGCAUUUUUUAUCAAAUAAAAUAUUUCAUGUAAAAUUCAUGAAUACAUUUCAAAACUGUAAGUUUCAUGAAACUGUAGAACCCUAAUUAAUCGUUAAAAAGUAGAAAUGUCUUAAUUUUAAAAUUUGUCAAGAAAUACAAAAUAAUGACUUGUAUUAAUAGCGGGAAAAAUACGGAUUUUGGAUUUUUUUAAUAAUUUUUUCUUCUACUUAGCUUAUCGGCCUAUUAAGUGCCAUCGUUGCCAUCACAAAACCUUUUUAUUUCUCUCCAUUAUAUGCAUCGUUAAAAGUUGACUCUUCUACGUUUUGAUAUAUUAAGCUAUAACGUUCACCCAUCGAGCCUUGGGUUUUCGUAAAGGACGUUACUGUUGACGUUACGGUUUUUAUUUAUUUUGUUAACUAGCACUUUUUUUAUUACGUGUCCAUCAGCCCUCCAAACAUGACCAAACUAUUAUAGUCUUUUGCUUUUUAUACAUGAUAUAAUAUUUGGCCAGCUGUUAUAAUUCCUGUAGUUCUUGAUUUUUCUUCUUUCGGAAGUUUGUAAUUCUACGUUGAAUUUUGGACCGUAUAUAUUUCUCAGUACCUUUCUUUCGAAGGUCAUUAGCCGUUUGCUGUUUACUUUGGUCAGCGACCAUGUUUCGCUAGCGUAUGUGAUUAUUGGUCGUAGAUAACUAUGAUACAGUAGUGUCAUUGAGUUACGUGACAGUAGUUUUCAUUUAAGAAGUCUCAUUAUGCUAUAGUAACAUCGAUUGCAACAUGCUAUUCGAUCGUAGGUUUCUUCAGGCAUAUCGUCGUUAACGCCUAGGUAUUUAAAUACUUCUACUUUCUUGAAACUAUAGUCGUCGAACGUUAUAUAGUCUAUGGAUUGGGCUUCUUCCUGCUACCAUUAAGUAUUUUGUUUUUUCCCCACUUACACUUAGCCCUAUAGAUUUAAUCAUUUUUUAUAUAAUUCAGAAACUAAUAUACGGAUAAACGAAAAGUGAUCGCUAGUAAAUAAUAUAAAACCUUUUUUUUUAUGUGAAAAUCAUUUAAUACACAUUUUUAAAUGUAGAAAAUACAAAAAUUUAUGUACUAUAGAUUUGAAAAAAUCAAAAAAUCGAAAUUCUGAAAUCGGCCCUUUUUGAUUUUGAAAUCUGAAAUCUGGAUUUUGUUGUUUAAAACUAAAAUCCAGUUUUUCGGAUUUUCGGAUAGUUUGGAUUUAUGUCACAAGUAAAAAAAAAAAAUUUCUACAUAAAUUCAAAACCUAUGUAUUACAAACGUAUAAUUUUGUGCAUCGUAAAACUUUGUUGAAAUAUGCAUAUGUUUCACAUUAUUGUUUCGGUCGUAGAAUUUAUAUUCACUAGACAAAAAUAUAAUGUAAAGAAAUGCGAAUGCACGAGAAUCCGGUCCUUACUGCAGCUGAUGAUAUUACUUACAGUAAAAUACUGAAAACUAAUGUCGUGUAACCGUAACAUAAAUUAUAUUGCACUUAUUCAAAACUCAACACGAAAACAUUAUAAUAUUAUAUAUUUUUUUAUUUACAGGUUAUGGACACUCGACUCCGGUAACGAUUGGCGGCAAAGCUUUUUGCAUGGCGUACGCGAUGGUGGGCAUUCCAUUAGGACUUAUUAUGUUCCAGAGUAUCGGCGAACGUUUAAAUAAAUUCGCAUCGGUAGUGAUUAGGAGGUGAUGAUAAAUAAUUUUAAAAAUGAUUUUCUUAUUUCAUUUAUAUAAUUUAUUUUUUUUUUUUGUAAAAAAAAAUAAUGUUAAAUACGAAAAUAUUCGAUAAAAUUUAACUUAGGAGAUCGAUAAAAUAGCUAGAUAGUUCAGACAAAAAAAAAUUAAAAAUCUACAUGCAGACAAAAUUACAAAAACAUUAUAUAAUUACCAAUAUUAAAAAAUAUAAAGAAAAAACCCAAAGAAAAAAUAAAAAGUAUGAUAUUGCUGCAGUUGUCGAAUAUUGAUCAUAAUUCAAAUUAUUUUUUUUUCAAUUAGAAACUAGUGUAAAACGGAAGUCGAUUUGUCAAAAAUCUCGUGGCAUUCAAAGCGUUUUUGAUACACCCCGUAAAUUAUUAUAAUUCGAAAUACAAUCUGUGAUGGAAGAUCUGAUAAUCCGUGAAGUUCUUUCCACUCGGCUCUUCGCAAUUUGAAGUAUUUUCGCUGUAUUGAAUGGCCAUAAUCCCAUGUCGAAUUGUCGUGUAAGGGGUUUGAAACACCCCUAUUUUUCAUAGUAUGUUUUAGACCGAUCAUUAUUGGCAAAUUAGACACACUACUCAAUGGUGAGAAUUUUUUUAAGUCAAUUUUAAAUUUAUAGUUUUCAAGACCUCUGAAUGAGGAUAUUAUUUUCGAAAAUUUCAUGAAAUAACCGCAUUAAAUUUGUAUUUAUUUGGAUCCAUCAAAUUUUUAAAACAAAAAAUUGACUUCAUAAAUAAUUUGUCAAUACACAUCUACUUUAAAAAUUUAAAUAAAUGGAAAGUAUAUCUAAUUUUUCACAACAAAAUUGAUUUUAAGCAUAAUAUUUGUUCAUACGAAAUGGCUUAUUAUAAGAUGUUUAUUGAAAGGUAAAAGAAAAGAAAGGUUUAAAUUUUACAAGAUUGAAUAAAAUUUGGAUAACCGUUUCAAACCCUCUUAAGAAGACCCACAUAUCUACAUUUUUACUGCCUUAGUCUAACUAACCACGGGCAUUAAAGCAAAAUCACCGUACUUAGAACAUAAACUGUAGCGUUGGACGGGUUGAAAUUAGGAUUUAUACACAGAUUAAAAAAUGUAACGAGGAGAAUAUUUUUUAAGGAAAUAUAAGGGCGUUGCUUUUAAUUUAUGAAAAUCAUCAAAUAAAAUUUACGGAUUCUAGUUUUUGAUUUUUUUUUAAUAAUAGCUGCGACAUUUUGUUGUUUAUCAAUAUUUUAAAUAGGAAACCACGCAUAUUACCUCCGACUUAAUAUUCUCCUCUUUAAAAUUUAUCAUUUGUGUUUAACCUCUGAUUCAAAUAUAAUAGCUAUAAUUUGUAUAUGUUCUACACAAUUUUUCCGUGCUGCCUGUUAGUUAGACCGAGACAGUAAAUGCGAAUAUAUGAAAGUCUCUUAAAACAACUAAAUAAAGUAUAAUCGAAUUUUAUCGUUAAGAAAAUGUUAUACUCAAGUGUUUCGGCUUCAUCUAAUAAACGUUUGCUAUAGCUAACUCGAGUUCAGGAGAGAGAUAACUUUGUGCUGUCAGUUUUGAUAUUAGAGUGAGCUAAUCUAUUAUUAUUCAACUUAAGGAUAAGAAAAUUAUCUGUACAUUACCUUAGCGCUAUUUUUUUUAUCGAUAUUUUCAUUUUUAAGGGUUUAUAAAAUGUAUGUUUUAAUCAGAUUUCUGUUUUUCAAAAACAAUUUAUUUAGGUUUUGGUUAAAUUUCUAAAUCUUAAUAAAAUAAAACUUAAAAAAGUAUACAUUUUUAACUUGAAAAUAGCAAUCCUUCUUUUAGACACAGAUUCGCACUACGGAGAAUAUUUUUCUAAUAAUGUUGUUAUUAUAAUUUAUAAUAAUUAUAACAUUUAUUGUUAUCUGUUAUGCCUAUUGCACGCGUAACACUAAUAUCGAGUUUAUUUAUUAAUGAUUAUUGACCCGAGAGUAGAUUGUAUUUCGAUUAUGUUCUCUAAGAUGUGUACCGUCUUAACAGUUUUAAUGCGUGUUUUAUUUCGUAUGAUAUAACGAUUUUAUAUAUUCACUAUAUUCUUAGGGAUAUUUAUUAUUCAUCGAGUUUCCCAAUAUUGCGCUGACAGUAUGGUUUAUGUAUAUUUUAUAAUUGGCUUUAUAAUUUGAUUAACACUGAGAUUAAUUAAAUGGAUUCAUACCGAGAGACAAACUACAUUCAUUAAAUUAAUACUGAACAAAAUACUUGUAUGUUGUUGUAAUAAAACAUUGUACAAUCGAUCGCAGUACAUAGUAUACAGUGUACAUAUUAUAUAAAACAUAAAUCAUUCCAUUUAAAUAUUAAAUAUUGCACCUAAAUUUGUAUUAUUUUAUCAUCAAUUGAUUUUUUUAUUUUUUAUUUUUUUUUUGUUACAAAUGCAACAACAUUCCAGUUCUAAUAGCCAAUAGGUUUAUUUCAACAAUUAGAAAACCACUGAGUAAUAUUUACAGUAUUUUCACACUUCGUGACCAUUACAUAUUACCAUAACAUUAUUUUGAUUAGUGGUGACUUUGGUUCGUAUUGUAGUGAGGGGGACAAAUUUCAUAGUUCACUUUGGUAAUUUUUAUUUUAAAAGCGUAAUCGUUGAUAUUUCCUAUAUUUAUAUCUUGCUUAAAAAUAUAAAUAUCAAAGAAAACCGAUAUACAGAUACAGCUAAUGUUUUCUUACCUUUGAUUUUGAUAAAAAGCCAAUUAGUUCUAAUAUUAAAAUCAGGGUUGGGUUAAUAUACGUGUACAAAAAGGUUUAAAACGUAUAAAACUGUACAACGAUUAAAACAUUUAAAUACAUUUUCGACAUUUGAAAUUUAAUAUUUUUCAAUAUUUACUAUAUUUAUUUUAACUAAUAUCCAUCAAUUAAAUUUACAACUUUUUUUUUAUGUAAUCCGAGUAUGUAUCUAAAUGUUUUGGUAUUUUCAGUUUUGUAUUAAUAUUAAAAUGUUUAAUGUUUUCAUAAAUAUUAAAGUUCUACCAGAAAAUAUAAAAAUAAAAACAUUUCAUUGUAAAAAUAAUACCGUCCCAACUAAACAUCAAAGCUAAAACAUAAAUGAAUUAAUACAAAUCACGUUUAUCUUGGAGAUUUUAUUUAAAUUUAAAAUGAAAGUACUUUUUUUACUAGUUCAAAAUUUUAAAUACUAAUAAAUAUAAACUUUACUAUUUAAUAACGGUUAAAAUGAAAGUAAUUAAUGAAGAUAAACUUAUUAAACUGUGUAAAAUAAUUUUGUAAACUUAUUAACAAUUUAUAUAACAAAUUAUACCCAAUAGCUGCUGUUCAGUGCAAUCAUAGAAAAAAAAAAUAAUAAUAAUAAUAAUAAAUCUUUUAUAUAGUAUAGCAUGUUUAUAUGAUAUAGUAUAAUAGUAUAAUAAUCAAAUAUUACCGUGUUAUACGUUCAAAUUCUGAUUAAAACUAACAAAAGAAAAUUGUUCCUGUUGGGUGCAAACUUGCUACUUACACGGGCGUCCGGUUGGGGGUUAGUAAGACGGAGCAUCUGUCUCUCCCCAGAUUUAAAAAUGUUAAGUAUAAUUUUAAUAAUUAAUUAAUAGGUAUAAUUUUAAGUAUUUUUUGAUGUUUGAUUUUAUUAUACCCCACCCUGAUGAAUUUCCUGUGGGUGCCCAUAGCUGUGUAUAUGUGUUUGUAAACCCAUGUGGGUAUAUAGAAACAUUUAUUGUAGUAACUGAUAAAAUUAAAUUAUAUUGAAUAGGUAUAUUAUUGUAUUUUACAAAUAAAAUAAUAGUAAAACAAAAUCUAAACUUCUUUUUUUCAUGCUGGAAAAUCUGUUAACCGUGUUCUCUUUGGUAGUUUCGAAUUCUUAUUUUCUUGACCAUAAUAAUUAUACUUGUAGCGAGCCGUAAAAAAGCUGCAUUAGGCAGUGGUAAAUAUUAACUAGUGCAUAGAUCAAUAAAUACGGUAUUUCAGCGACGUCAUGUGUCUUUUGUCGUAUUCCAAUUGGCCGUUAUAAUCUUGAUAACAUUCAGUGACCGUCCGGGCCUACCGGAAAAUGUCCAGAGUUGAGCUGAACUCAUUUUUUCUAACAUUUCUCGUUUUUUUUUUUUUUUAAACAUGAUAUUUUGUGUUAUAUUCCGCUGAAAUAUUGUCUUAAUAUAGUUUACAGAUUGUUGGAAUUAUAACUGGAGAAAAAAUAAUUAUUUUUAAUUGAUGGGCAUAUAGUAUUCGGAGUAAUCGAGUUUGUCAACAACGUGUAUAAGAGUAAAAAUAUCUAGGGGACACUCCUCUCACUCCCUCACUAUAAACAGCGCCACUGAUUAUAAUAUUGUUAUGUUUCAACGAAUAUUGUUCGUGGUGAACAUCGAAAAAUAACUCAUGAUUUCUUUUAAACAAUUUGAACUAUUACGGUACUUUCGAGAGGGUUUUUCGUUGAGAAGGCAAGGGAAAUUUCGUUGAUCAUAGUUAUUUUCGAUAAAAAAUAAAGAAAAAAAAGUACACAAAGUAAAACGGGCAAAUGUCAAUUUUAUUAUAAACUCGGCCCGGCAAUAACUGCGGUGAUGAAAAUAUCGAUUGUAAACUCGGCCCGAUAAAAUAUAUUAAAGUCACAUAAACGAUCUGUUUUUAAUAGCUCCAUAUAUUUUUAUUAUAUUUUUAUUAACGAACGCAUCAAGACAGUUGUGAUUAUAUUGAUAAAUACAAAUACAGAAAAAAUGUAUACAAAAUAUUGAUAGCAGUAUAAGUUAAAACCAUAUUGUGUGUUGGUGAUGUGCGGGUUAAAUGAUCGCCGAACUCUCAAAAAUAUGUUGUUGUGAAUUUUCACGCGCGAUCCAACGGCGUAUUAAAAUGAGGAGGGGGGGGGGAGAUUUGAGGGAUAUAUUUCCUUUCUUGACUUUUUUUGUUUUAGUAUUAUUGGUGUGAUUAACUUGUUUUUUUAAUUUCUAAUUUCUUUACUUUUUAGUCGGAAAUACCAAAAAUGUGUUGAUAUUAUAGUUAGUAUAAUGUCACUAGCACGUAACUUCAUUUGUUUAAAACGAAACCUAUCCAAGCGCUAUAAUAUGAAUAAGGAGGUUAGCUGAUCGAUAUACCUGAUAUUUUAAUAAAGUUAUAAUAAUUACUAGGGAUGGAUCAAAUGCUGAUUUUCUUGAACUCAUACAAUAUAAUAUAAGUUAUAAUACAAUUAAAAAGAGACAAUUGUUUAUUAAUUCAUUUAUGAACAGUUUUAUUAAAUUAAUAUACGCGUAUACAGUUUUCAUUUAAUUAUUCGUAUUUGUCAUUACUAAUUAGGUAUUCAUUUUGCUAUUUCAUGAUUUUAUGUGAUUUUCAUGAUUUAUAUUUAAUAUUAUAUUAUAUAAUGCCUCUUUAAAGGAGUUGUAGCAAUAUGUGAAUUACUCUCACUCUCUCGAGAAAAUUUCCUUACGCAAUGUUUAUGCAAUUAUUUUUACACGGAUCUAUAAUAAAAUCAUACCAAAAGGAUAUUUUAAUAAACUAUUAUAACAUACAUUUUAAAUUAAAAUUAAAACAAAUUAUCUCAAUCUGGAAUAACUCGGAAUGGAAAAAUCAUUAUUGACAUUUUGUUCUUAUAAAUUAAAAUAUAAUUACGAAAAAAAAAAAAAACCCAUGAACUCGUAUAAUUUAAAUUGUAUUGAGCUCACACUUACAGCAAAACCAAUUUUAAACCUAGAGGUUUUGGCGAUAUAUGUGUUAACAACAAUAAUUCCGAUAAAAUAAAAACAAAAUAAAACUAUAUGAAUUAUAAAAAAAAAAUGCUAUAGGUUCAAGCUAUAAAUUUCAUAAACUUUGAAAUUUAACCAAAAUUCAAAUUUUGGGGAUUCGUGAGUAGUUCGAGGAUCCAUCCCUAAUAAUUAUUGAUACUUGUACCUAGUGAUUUGAUAUCAAUGAUAAUUCGGGAGCCGAUUGAAUUAUAUAAAUUACUUGUAAAUUUACCUAUACAAAAAUGUAUAAUUCGUGGUUCUUUUUUUUUUGAGCGAUAAGCGAGUCGCGGAAACGAAAACCCUAUAUGCACGUAUAAUAUUCACCUAUCCUAUCUAGAAUUUUCGUAUAAGUAUUUACACGUCGGUAAAUUUUAAUAUCGGUGAAAACGGGCCGAAUUUACAAACGCAUACGGUACAAAACAAAAUUGGCCAUUUCUUAAUUUCUUAAUUUUUUUUUCUAUCCGUUCGACAUAUUGCCGGGCUGAGAUGUAGAAAUAGUUUCAAUGCGAAAUCGCCGUGUAAAAACCGUUUUGAUAUUCAUCAGGGCCAAACAGUAUAUGAAAUGUAAAAAGGAAGAAGCCACCGAAAUGAACUUAAUGUUCGCUACCGGACUCCUGUCGUCGGUCAUCAUAACCACCGGUGCGGCCGUGUUUUCCAAAUACGAAGGAUGGAGCUAUUUCGACAGUUUUUAUUAUUGUUUCGUUACGCUCACCACCAUCGGUUUCGGAGAUUACGUCGCACUACAGGUAAUACUUGUCACCAACUUAGUAGAUAAUAAUAUUAAGUAUUCGGUAUUGGUCUUCUACGCCACCUACCACCUGACGAUUACGUAUCUCUCGCCGGACAUACUGGCGUCUUUAUACGAACUCGCGCAAAUCUGA
Cinara cedri is the source of this 10827-nucleotide messenger RNA. The record is from the annotation of a GenBank genome assembly. NCBI's taxonomy places the organism in Eukaryota, Metazoa, Arthropoda, Insecta, Hemiptera, Aphididae.